Molecule: messenger RNA, 7467 nt
Organism: Conger conger (European conger)
Lineage: Eukaryota; Metazoa; Chordata; Actinopteri; Anguilliformes; Congridae
Product: nuclear receptor coactivator 3-like
Exons: 23
Coding region: 212-4738 (1508 amino acids)
Biological process (GO): cellular response to hormone stimulus; positive regulation of transcription by RNA polymerase II
Cellular component (GO): nucleus
Molecular function (GO): protein dimerization activity; nuclear receptor binding
Source: RefSeq, a predicted model, not a curated record
CAAAGCUGGCUACUUGCGCUUAGGGAGUGUUUUCCCAUUUAAACAAACACAGUCCUGAAGAUGGCGGAGAGUUAAUAGUAGUGGAAAAAAGAAACUGGUGCGCUCCAAGGAAUACAUUGAAUCUGGAGCAGACCAGACCAGACCAGACUCUGGGCAGACUGCGGUCAAGCACAGAUCACACUCGCGCCAAAGGCGCUGAUAUGUGCUCACGAUGAGUGGACUGGGGGAGAACUCCUUGGAGCCACUGUGCUCCGACCGGAAACGCAAGCUCUCCACCUGCGACACGCCCGGCCUUGGGUGUGACAAGAGGAGACGGGAGCAGGAGACCAAGUACAUCGAAGAGCUGGCCGAGCUGAUCUCCGCCAACCUCAGCGACAUCGAUAACUUCAACGUAAAGCCGGACAAGUGUGCCAUCCUCAAAGAGACAGUGCGGCAGAUCCGUCUGAUCAAGGAGCAAGGGAAAGCCUCCUCCAAUGACGAUGACGUCCAGAAAGCCGACGUGUCCUCCACAGGCCAGGGGGUCAUCGACAAGGACCAUCUGGGGCCUCUGCUGCUUCAGGCUCUGGACGGCUUCCUGUUUGUGGUCAGCCGGGACGGCAGCAUCGUGUUUGUGUCGGAUAACGUGACGCAGUACCUGCAGUACAAACACGAGGAGCUCAUCAGCACCAGCGUCUACAACAUCCUGCACGAGGAGGACCGCGACCAGCUCCACAAGAGCCUGCCCAAGUCCAACAUGAAUGGCGUGUCCUGGUCUGGUGAAGCCCCUCGGCAGAAGAGCCACACCUUUAACUGCCGCAUGCUGGUGAAGUUGGUCCCCGGCUCGGCGGAGGAGGCAGCGGGCAGCCCGCGAUACGAGACCAUGCAGUGCUUCGCCCUCACGCAGCCCAAAGCCAUGAUGGAGGAGGGGGAGGACCUGCAGUCCUGCAUGAUAUGUGUGGCACGGCGCAUCACUGCGGUGGAGCGAACGGAGAGUUUCAGCACCAAGCACGAGAUCUCAGGCAAGCUGAUCCAGAUUGACCCGAACUCUCUCCGUGCCUCCAUGCGCCCGGGCUGGGAGGACCUGCUCCGCCGCUGCAUCCAGAUGUUCCUGCAUCACAGCGAGGGCCAGCCCUGGUCCCACCGCCGUCACUACCAAGAGGCCUUCAUGCAGGGCCACGCCGAGACCCCGCUGUACCGCUUCUCGCUGUCGGACGGCACGCCGGUCACGGCGCAGACCAAGAGCAAGCUGUGGCGCAACCACGUGAACAACGAACCGCAAGGCUUCAUCUCCACUCAUCUGCUGCAGAGGGAGCAGAAUGGAUACCGCACCAACCCGGGUGGCAUGAGGCCGCAGGGCAUGCCCAACGCCAGCUCUCAUGCCCAGCCUGGGGGCGCUGUGUCCAUGGGUGCUAACCGCGCCUACGGCGGGAAUGAGCACGGCACCAUGGGCCAAAUGGGCAGUGGCGCGUACGGCGGGGGGAACAGGAUGAUGCAGAUGAAUCCCAUGAACUCUAUGAAUCAGAUGAAUCAAGGGAAUCAGGCGAAUCCGAUGAAUCAAGGGACUCAGAUGAAUCCCAUGAAUCAGAUGAAUCAAAUGAAUCAGAUGAGUCAAAUGAGCCAAAUGAAUCAGAUGAACCCAAUGAGUCAGGUGAACCAGAUGAAUCAGAUGAGCCACGCUGGUCCUGGUCCUGGCAUGCAGCAGCAGCAGCCCCCGUUCCAGAGUGGGGGGUACAGCCUGGGCAUGAACAGCCCGUCCCAUGGCAGCCCGGGCAUGAGCGCCCCCCAGCAGAUGAGGAUGCGUGGGAGCCCCAAAAUGGCAGCAAGCCAGUUCUCCCCAGGAGGAAUGCCGUCUCCCAUAGGGCCGUGCGGUGCUGGCGGGUCGGCUGGUGGUGGAGGCAGCAGCUCGUUCUCCAGCAGUUCCUUGAACGCCCUCCAGGCCAUCAGUGAGGGGGUGGGCAGCGCCCUGUCCUCCGCCCUGACCUCGCCCGCCCACAAGUCCGAGAGCUCGCCCGGCUUGGCCCCUUCCCAGCCACAAAGCCAGCUGGGAAAACCUGGCCCGGCAGAGUCCAAGAGCCCGGCAGACCCACCCCACCCGCACGUCCACCCGCACCAGCACCGCCCCCAGUCUGCGGACGGAGGCGUGGACAGGCCCGACAGCCAACCCGGCGGCAAGGAGGGUGCUGACGGGGGCGUGGCCAGCUCUGAGCCCCCCAGGCGCUCGCUGGACGGGAAAGGUCACAGAAAGCUCCUGCAGCUGCUGACGUCUCCCACGGGGGAGCUGGACCUGGGGGGCCCCGGGGGACACCCCCUGGCCCCACCCAGACCCUCCACACCCAGUGGCCCGGAUGCCAAGGAGCCCUCGGGCUGCGUCACUAGCCCCACCUCCAUGGGCGUGUCGUCCUCCUCCUCCAGCGGCCCAGGGCAGCAGGGUGGGGCAGGGCACCUCCCCAGCCACUCGCUGCAGGAAAAGCACAAAAUUCUGCACAAGCUGCUGCAGAACUGGAACACCCCCGACGAGGUGGCCAAGAUCACCGCCGAGGCCACUGGGAAGGUGUCCGCAGGGGCAGAGCCUGGGGGCGGGCCUGCUGGCCGGGGCGGGGCCGGGGGCGCAGAGGUGAAGCAGGAGAUGCACAGCCCCCGGAAGGAGAAGACCAACGCUCUGCUGCACUACCUCCUCAACAAGGAGGAGCCGCUUGACAUCAAGGCCAAGGUGGAGGAGCAGGAGGGGAAGGGGGACUGCAGCACCUCCUCCAGCAACAAUGCCGAGGGGAAGGUCAAGACCGAGCCCCCAGAUGAGUUUGAAAGCCUGGAGACGAUCCUGGGAGGCCUCAGGAACUCCGGCUCCAGGUUUUGCCCUGAGUCAGGAAUGGGAGGAGCCAGUGAUGCGAGGAGCAAGCAGGGGCCGUGUCUGGAGGACAGCAUGCAAGACUCCAGGAGUCCGGGUCCAGUCCCGGCCGGGCGUGCGCCCUUCCAGAGGGCCAUGUCGGUGGACAGUAAGCCCCCGGCUGGAGGGGGCCUGGCAGGGCGACGCAGCGUCCCCUGUCCCAUGCUGGUGAAGCAGGAGAGCCUGGACAGCCCACGCGGGAUGGGCACGCCCGCCAACGUCCCCGGGAACAUGGGCAUGCUGAACAGGGGGAUGUCCAUGCCCCAGCGCUCCCCCAUGGGGGGUUCGGUGGACUGGGGGAGGCCUGGGGGCAGUCCUGCGGGACCGGGGGGGCACCCCUCCAUGAUCCGCCCUGGAAUGGAGUACGGGCCCAAGGCCAUGAUGGGAGGGCCCAUGGUCAACAGGUCCAACAGUGUCCCAGGCAGCAGGUCGAUGCUGCAGCAGCAGCUGAUGGAUAUGGGCCCAAAUGAAGUGAGUGUGGGUAUGGGGCCCUUCGGUGGGCAGGGGCCCCCCAGUCAGUCCCCCUCAUGGCCAGAUUCUGUGAUGGGCGGGGAGCCGGGACCCCCAAAUGGGCGUGGCAGGAGGCAGUUUGGGAACCCCCUGGACGAGCUGCUGGUGCCCCCCUCCACCAGCGAGGGGCAGAGUGACGAGCGCGCGCUCCUGGACCAGCUGGACUCGCUGCUCAACAACGCCGACAUGAACACGCUGGAGGGCAUCGACCGGGCGCUGGGCAUCCCUGACCUCAUCAGCCAGGGCCAGGGUGGGGAGCAGCCCCCGGAGCACUUUGGGGGCCCGGAGUCGCCCCUGGUGAUGGAGCAGAGGUCCCUGUACAGCCAGGGCUACCCCGGCCCCCCCAGCAUGGCCCUGCCACAGGGCUACGGGGGCUCCAUGCCGGGGCAGGCUGGGGGCUUCGGCCCCAUGGUGGGGCAGCAGGGGGGCUUCCCGCUGCAGGGCAUGCACCCCCGCGCCAUGCAGCCGCGCAUGAUUAGCGCCACCAAACCCAUGCGCCUGCAGCUGCAGCAGAGACUGCAGGGCCAGCAGUUCAUGAACCAGACCCGGCAGGGUCCCGGGGUGAAGAUGGAGAACGCUCCUGCAGGAGGCCCUAUGCUUCGCCCGGGCAUGCAGCCGGGCAUGAGCGCCCAGCCUGGGUUCCUGAACGCUCAGAUGAUGGCCCAGAGGAACAGGGAGUUGAUGAACUUCCAGAUCCGGAGACAGAGGAUGAUGAUGGCCUUACAGCAGCAGCAGCAGCAGCAGCAGCAACAGCAGCAACAGCAGGCUGCAGCUGGGUUCAGCCCCCCUCCCAACGUCACCGCCCCCACCGCCAUGGACAGCGCCAUGGCCGGACCCCCCAUGGCCGGACCCCCCAUGACCCAGCCAGGGCAGCAGGCCUUCCCCUACGGAGGGAGCUACGGGAUGAACCAGCAGGGGGACCCCUCAUUCGCACGCUCAGCUGGCAGUCCCCCCAGCAACAUGAUGCCUGGACGCCUUGGUCCUCCACAAAAUCCCAUGAUGCAACAGCACCCCCAGGGUGGCCCCAUGUACCAGUCAGCUGACAUGAAGGGCUGGACACAGGGCAAUAUGCCCAGGAAUAACAUGUACCCCCAGCAGCAGCUUCCCCAGCAGGGCAACCCCAGCUCCUAUGGGGGCAUGAUGAUGAAUGGGUCUAUGCCAGUGAACGGGGGCAAUGGAGCGCACAUGGGGCAGAUGCAGGGGCAGAUGCAGGGGCAAAUGCAGGGGCAACUGCAGGGGCAACUGCAGGGGCAGAUGCAGGGGCAAAUGCAGGGGCAGAUGCAGGGGCAAAUGCAGGGGCAGAUGGGCAUGAACCCUAUGGCCAUGGGACGGAUGCAGAUGGGGUCUGAGCAGAAAUACUGCUGAUGCUGUGACUCCAGUGUGUGACUCUGAGCUCUGAGUCCUGCAGGACGGGGCUGCUGUGACUCCAGCACUCUGUGCUCCACCUCCCCACCAGAGAUCAACGGGGUGCUGACAGAAUGCCUCCUAAUGUCAGACUGAGACUCUCUCUCACACACACACACACACACACACACACACACACACACACACACACACACAGACACACACACACACACAGUUCGCUCAUACACGCUCGCAGCCACACACGCGCUCUCACACUUGCUCUUUCUCUCCUCUCUGAUACACUCUCACACAUGUUCACUUUCAUACACAGAAAAACACAAAACCAGACGCACACAUACACACACACACACACUCACACACACACACACACACACACACACAGCUGAGCGAUGCUCAGGAAGAGAACAUGUAUUUAUGUAGUUGUGCUGUGGCAUCACACCUCUGUGUGUUCCUUUUCCUACUGGAGGAGCCCAGCUCUGUCCGCUGGCCAAUCAGAACACGGCCUGUUCCUCCAAUCAAAGCAGAGGCUCUUGAUUUUCAGGCAGUUAGACCGUGUAGGUGGCAUGCAGUAUUUCGCCUUUGUUGCGGGAAAAACUCUUUGCUUUGAAAUGUGAUGGUCUAGGGUACGAGGCAGAACUAUUUAGUUGCGAUUGCAUUGCACUUUACACAAAGGCUAAUAUUGAAAGGACUGUUGCAAUAUUUCUUAGUCAUUUUAGCCUUAUUCAAAAAUCAAUGCACAUAGCAAAACCUUUCCUUCAUCGGUCUCUUUAUAAUUAAAAAUGUUAACGCAGAGCAGUAAGCACAUAUUUCUAUAUUAUGCAGAUUUAAGCAAUAAACAUUCUACUCUUUAGACUGAAGCUCAAUGGAUCAUUUACUCAAAGCAAAGGUACUGCAGUAUUAGUUGUAAUGUCACAUUUUGCUAUUUCUUGUCUGUGUAUAUGAAUUGUACAUAUGCUUCAAAUGUGUAUUAUAUGCUUUUGUAGGUUACAUACUGUUUUUUGCACAGACUGUAGGGCUUCUUCGUAUUUAAAGUAUAAUUCUUAUUCUGUUUUUUUAAGGUGAAUAGAGCUUUUAUUCAAUUUUUUUUUCUUGGUGAAGGGGGCAAGGGUAGGGAUUACUUGUCGUGCCCUAAUUUUGAAUACAUUUUAAACUGUACAGCUGCCAUUUUUUAAAUAAGAAAGGCACUUUUAUUUGUGAUAUUGAAAAACAAAUCCUGAAAUGGUUUUAUUUGUCAGGAUGGCCAUAAAGGUGAGAUGGAGAGGUGCAGGGAAUGUAUCAUCACAGUAGCAUUUACUGAAGUUCCUCAGUGUAACUGGUAGAGGAAAAAGACCCUAUUCCUUACCAGAGAGACCUGGGACAAACCAACACAGAAGAGUGUUCCACUCUACCAGUAGGGGGUUUUCCUGAGGAACUCGCACACUCACACUCACACUCACACUCACACUCACACUCUCACUCACACUCACACUCUCACACACACUCUCACACACACACACACACACACACACACACACUAACCAAGCGAUUUCCUAAGGUAACUUUAUACUUUCCCAGUGGAGGAACACACUGAGUGUGUAGGAGAAGGCUUCUUUACUGACUGACUAAUUUAAUGUAAACACCCUUGAGUGUAUUCCCUUCCAUUCGCUGGAAUGAGUUCUAGGGAUCUGCCUUCUUCUGUGGACCUGAAAGACCCAGACAUUUGGCAGCACCACAGAGUUCAGCAACACACAGAAAAAGCCAUCCUGAUGGACAGUAUCCGAAAGAAAACCAAAUUCACUCACUCACUGACUUUUUUGAAAAACAGAGGUCAGAAAGCAAUUUCUAAAGUAGCAUAUUUCCAGGCACAAAAUAGUAGCAUUUUCUUUUUCUUGGUGGUGCUAAAAUGUAUCUUGGGGCAAGGUAAAACAUUGUGAACAUGAUAUUGAAUUGAAGGGGAAGUUCUGGCUGUAAUUAUUGUCAUUAAUCUUUACUGAGGAUUUUUAAAUAUCUUACCUUUAUUCUGUGCUUGAUUUUCAUCAAGAAAUCUACCUUGUAAGACAUGCGCAAUCCAAAGAUUUAUUUUGUUUCAAUGCUUUGAAGGUUCCUUAUAUUGACAGUGCAAAUGUGUAUUUAUGUGUGUAUGUGUGUGCACAAGCUUACACACAGAUAUAGAUACAUAUUAAAUGAAUAUAUAUGAAAUUAAUAUUUUGUAUAUUGUAUAGUACAGAAGGAAUACAUGGGUUUCCUGUUCUGCAGCUUUCUGAGGGGAAUAUGGCCAGUGGGGAAUCUAUUUCAGUGCAGCAGGGAAUGGGUUUCUGUAGAUUGUUUGCUAAGGUUCAACUUUUAUGUUUUCACAAAGCCACCACAAUUGUGAAAUUGUUCCAGACAGAGAGAAUCGAUUGAAUUAAAUGCUGUGUGACAUUUGUCUUGAACUAAAUUUUUUUCAACAGCUGACUUUUUUUCGAGCUGACUGAUGGAGAGGUUUCAGUGGUUCAUUUUUAUUAUAUUGAAUAGCCUAGAGAUGAUUUUAUUUCGUUUUAUUUUUGUCUCGAUUAGUUCAGUUAAACUGUUCAGUACACCCUUUUGGGGACUCGUCCUUGCUCCUGUUUUCAGGCGUUGCGAUGCAGAGAAAAGUUCCCUUUGCUCUGUUGUUGAUUAAAUGAAAAACGGAAAAUGAAUCCAGGAUGUACAUUGCUUUUUCUCUUGUUUUGCGAUGUUAAUAUUGAUGUAAAUACAAAUUUCUAUUUAAA